GCAUUUUGGCAGCGAUGGACGAAGCGGAUGCAAUGGCCGCGUGCAUGGGCUUUGCCAGCUUUGGCAAGCGCAAGCGCUCACCAACCCGCGAGCGCGCUGCGUCCAAAGUACGCGCUCCAAGUUACGUGCCAGAUACGAUCGACUAUCUGGCGUCGAGCGAAGCGUCAGCCGUCGACAUGGUGCUGGACGUAUCCUUGGCCACCACGGAGUCCUUCAUGCCGCGGCUCGCCCAGGCGCUGGAGAAGCUGCUCGAGCGCAAAACCAGCCUUGAGAACCUAGCGAUUUCGCCGGCAACGUAUCGCCGGUGCCGUGGCCGCGCCAACCCGUACGAGCACCUCGGCAAGUUUACAUUUGUCAAUCGGUCUGCGAUCAAGAUGGCCGAGCUCAAUGCGCGUUGCGGCUUGACGAGCACGAGCACCAAAUCGUUUGCCGACCUCUGUGGUGCGCCAGGAGGCUUUUCCGAGUACCUCGUGUACUGCACCGAGAGCGCACGUGGCUAUGGCAUCUCGAUUCGACCAGACGCCGACGACGACCCGCUGCACUGGCGCCUCGACGACGCCACCCAAGCACGGCUCGACGUCUCGUACGGCGCAGAUGGCACUGGCGACCUCUAUGUCGAGGCCAACAUGGACCGUUUUGUGGAGACGGCGCUGCAUGAGAAUCCUCAAGGUUUGGAUCUUGUUGUCGCCGAUGGCGGCUUUCAAGAAGCCCGAAAUCACGUGCACCAGGAACACAUUAUGCACCACCUCGUGCUGUGCGAGGUACUCACAAUGACGCGGCUGCUCCGCACCGGCGGCCACUUUGUCUGCAAGACGUUCGAGCUCUCGACGCCUUUCUCGCUCGGGCUGCUCUACCUCUUGUACCGCACAUUUACACAGCUGGCCAUCGUCAAGCCCAUCACCAGUCGCCCCGGCAGCUCGGAGCGCUACAUCGUCGGUCUGGGCUGGAAAACAUACCAGCCAAAAGCUUUGAUUGCACACCUCGGCGCUGCGAAUCACGCCUUUGCAUCCGGUGUCGACGUAGUCGGCCUCGUUGCGUCGUCGCAGUGGCGCGCGGACACGACCUUUCUUGACUAUGUCGAGGCAUCGGGUGUCACCUUCGCGUCGCGUCAGAUAUUGGCACUCGACGACAUCCUUGCAACCAUCCAAGGCCAUGCGCCAAGAGUGCCGCGGGUGCACGUCGCCGACGUCUACGCAACGUGGCAACUGCGUUAGAUCAACACAUAGACUGUAUAGCAUCAAAGUUAUAUUUGCUGGAAAC
Messenger RNA from Saprolegnia diclina VS20, 1260 nucleotides. RefSeq lists its product as hypothetical. Lineage: Eukaryota; Oomycota; Saprolegniomycetes; Saprolegniales; Saprolegniaceae. Gene Ontology annotation, molecular function: methyltransferase cap1 activity. Gene Ontology annotation, biological process: 7-methylguanosine mRNA capping. Gene Ontology annotation, cellular component: cytoplasm; nucleus. The coding region runs from base 15 to 1214 and encodes 399 amino acids. The transcript is spliced from 6 exons. The record is from RefSeq and is a predicted model, not a curated record.